Molecule: messenger RNA, 1845 nt
Organism: Propithecus coquereli (Coquerel's sifaka)
Lineage: Eukaryota; Metazoa; Chordata; Mammalia; Primates; Indriidae
Gene: HHAT
Product: hedgehog acyltransferase
Exons: 11
Coding region: 198-1484 (428 amino acids)
Biological process (GO): protein palmitoylation
Cellular component (GO): endoplasmic reticulum
Molecular function (GO): palmitoyltransferase activity
Source: RefSeq, a predicted model, not a curated record
GGGCCGCUGCGGGUGGGGGGAGAGCAGGCGGCGUCCCGGGGAAGUCCUCAGCCGCCGCCGCCGCCGCCGCCGCCGGGACUCGGAAGUGCCGAGAGAGGGGUGUUGGGAAUCCGUGGCGCGCGACAACGUCGCUGCUGCCCGGGACAGCCCGGAGAAUCGUUCCACGUGGGCAUCGGGAACCUCCAUGACAAGGAGUGAUGCUGCCCCGAUGGGAGCUGUCUCUUUACCUGCUUGCUUCACUAGGCUUCCACUUCUAUUCUUUCUAUGAAGUUUACAAAGUCUCCAAAGAACAUGAAGAGGAACUGGACCGAGAAUUUGAGCUGGAGACUGACGCUUUAUUUGGAGGAUUAAAGAAGGACCCAACUGACUUUGAGUGGAGCUUCUGGAUGGAAUGGGGGAAGCAGUGGCUGGCGUGGCUUCUCCUUGGCCACGUGGCAGUGUCUCAGAUGGCCACCCAGCUUGCAAGGAAGAAAAGGUGGUACAAGACGGAAAACGAGUACUACUUGCUGCAGUUCACGCUGACUGUCCGCUGCCUGUACUACACCAGCUUCAGCCUCGAGUUCUGCUGGCGACGGCUGCCGGCCGAGCGCGCCUCCUACUCCUUUCCCUGGAUGUUGGCCUAUGUCUUUUACUACCCGGUUUUCCACAACGGGCCCAUCCUCAGCUUCCCGGAGUUCGUCACACAGAUGCAGCAGCAAGAGCUUGGCUCCCUGAAGGCCAGCCUGCGGGUCCUCGUCGUGGGACUGGGCCGCCUCCUCCUCUGGUGGUGGCUGGCGGAGCUGAUGGCUCACCUCAUGUACAUGCAUGCCAUCUACAGCAGCAUUCCCCUCCUCGGGGCUGUCUCUUCUUGGACCUUAGGAGGACUGGCGUUGGCGCAGGUGCUGUUUUUCUAUGUCAAGUACCUGGUGCUCUUUGGCGUCCCAGCCCUGCUCAUGCGCCUGGACGGACUCAAGCCGCCGCCCCUCCCUCGCUGCGUGAGCACCAUGUUCAGUUUCACUGGGAUGUGGAGGUAUUUUGACGUUGGACUGCAUAAUUUCUUAAUCAGGUAUGUGUACAUUCCAGUGGGCGGGUCCCAGCACGGCCUGCUGGGGACACUGUUUUCCACUGCGAUGACAUUUGCGUUUGUGAGCUACUGGCAUGGAGGAUACGACUACCUCUGGUGCUGGGCAGCGCUCAACUGGCUGGGAGUGACCGUGGAGAAUGGAGUCCGGAGGCUUGUGGAAACCCCCUGCAUCCAGGACAGUUUGGCCCGGUACCUGUCCCCGCGAGUCCGCCGACGAGUCCACGCUGCCCUUGCAUCUUGUUCCACCUCGAUCCUGAUCCUGUCCAACCUGGUGUUCCUUGGGGGCAAUCAAGUGGGGAAAACCUACUGGAAUAGGAUCUUCAUACAGGGCUGGCCGUGGGUGACCCUCUCUGUCCUGGGAUUCCUGUACUGCUACUCCCACGUGGGCAUUGCCUGGGCCCAGACUUACGCCAUGGACUAAUGCUGUCGGGCUCAGGACAGCCCUCACUGCUGGCCUCCAAGGCAAAUGGUGCUUCACCUUGAGGUGAAGGUGAGGUGAAGCACCUUCUACUCCGAGAUAAUCUCCGGGAGAUCAAGAUCCGCUCAUCUUCUGUUGAAGUUACCUCACUCCGGGGCUGCAAGCUUGAGCUCUCAUAGAAAAUUUACAAGCAGAUGAUCUUCUAACUUUGGAGCCUGACAGAUCUUCUACCCCAACCCAUCAUUUUCCUGUUGAGCAAGCUGGGGUCCAAGGCGGUAGACUGCCUUGCCCAGCUAAACAUGGUGGCAUUUUGGUCUAGAACCUAGGCCCAUGGGAACUUUGAGUUCUUUCUCAUUUACCAGGA